This is a messenger RNA of Drosophila virilis, 2978 nucleotides long. Its product is annotated as zinc finger protein 85. NCBI's taxonomy places the organism in Eukaryota, Metazoa, Arthropoda, Insecta, Diptera, Drosophilidae. Gene Ontology annotation, molecular function: DNA-binding transcription factor activity; zinc ion binding; RNA polymerase II cis-regulatory region sequence-specific DNA binding. Gene Ontology annotation, biological process: regulation of transcription by RNA polymerase II. The record is from RefSeq and is a predicted model, not a curated record. Gene Ontology annotation, cellular component: nucleus.
UACAUAAAUCAAUCGUUCCUUUUGUGGACGCGUAUACAUAGUUUUUCUCAUCGGACGGUGCUUGAAAUUUUACUAAAAUUCUCAAACUUAUCUGAAGAAAAAACAGAAUAAGCAAAAUGAAUGAGGGGAGUGAAUACUCCAUACAUUCGAUAUGUCGUGUUUGCUUGAACCAUUUGCGAAACGACCCAGCCUACGACCUGUUUCUAGUCCCAGGUCUCGCUAAGAAACUUUGUGUGUGCACUUCACUCUCCGUGGAACAGCACGAUGGGUUCCCCAAAAACCUUUGCACCACUUGCUACACCCGGCUCAACGACUUACACGGAUUUCAGAAACAGUGUGUGGACUCCGCCCAAAAGUUUCAAGAAAUGGUGGCCAACAAUUAUUUCACACCCGUUAUUGCUGAUAUUAAUCAAAUUGACAAUGUCGACAUACUGCAUGUACCGCCGCCGGAUGGAGAAAUGGAUGAGGAUCGUAUCAAUUUCGAUCCGCUUCUGAAUACUAAAAUUGAGAUAAUCGAAAAUGAGGAGGAUGUUUUUAAAAUGCUAGAGGAUGUCGACAAAGAAGUGGAGGAGGUAGAGAAGGAGAAGCAAUCAUCCAGUGAAAGCGAAGCCGACAACGACGAUGAUGAUGGUGACUUUGAAGCGAAUAGCAGCGAAUCUGAUGACGCCAUGCCCUUGUCUCGUUUAAGAAGUAGUACCAGAGCAUCAAAGGCCAAGGCUAAGAAAAAUAAUGAUGAUGAAGAUGACUCCUCAAGCUCUGAUUCGGACGAUGAUGAUGAUGACGAUGAUGACGAUGACGAUAAGCCCAAAUCGAAACCAAAACGCAAACGCAUUCCGGCCGCUGAGCGACACCUACAUCGUCUAAUAGACUGUCAUAUAUGUCACCAGAAAUUCAAGAAAGCAAUUCGCUAUGAAGAGCACAUGAAGCAUCACAACGAUCUAUUGCCAUUCCAGUGCACUGUGGAGACCUGCAAGAAGGGUUUCACUACGGCUGGUGGUCUGCGACUGCACAUGGAUCACGCUCAUUCGGAAUUCUCUGAGGUACACGCCUGCACUUUUGAGGGAUGCGACAAGACAUUCCCACGAUCUGUUUUGCUCACGUUCCAUAUGAAAAAGGUUCACAAAGUUGCCAAGGCUGACACACGAAAUCAUCCUUGCACGGAGUGUGAAAAAGUUUUUCGCUGCCCAACGGCGCUCAAAAAACAUAUGUAUAAGCACACGGGCGAGGAACUGCCUUAUGCAUGUGAAAUUUGCGGCAAACGUUUCCACAUACACAGUGUGCUAAGGGACCAUCUCUUGCGGCAUGCCGGCGUUAAAAACCAUGUUUGUCCCUAUUGCGGUGUGGGCAAAACAACUCGACAGGAGUGGAACAAGCACAUAUUGACGCACACCAGAGAAAAACAGUUUCAAUGUCGUCAAUGCGAUCAUUCAUCCCACAACAAACAGGCACUCUCUAAUCAUGUCAAAGUGGUUCACAUGAAGAUCAAGAACUUUGCCUGUCAGUAUUGCGGCAAAACUUUUGGAAAAUCGCACGCAUGCAAGAUCCACGAGAGACUCCACACUGGCGAGAAUUGUUGCGAGUGCAAGAUCUGUGGCAAGAUCUUCCUUUUCGAGAAGCGAUUGACCAAGCAUUUGCAGAUUCACGAGAAACGCGAGGUACCACCUCCGGAGACCACUGUUAAAUCUCAAGGCGAUGGCGACGCACAAACUACCCAGACUUUGAACCAGGAGUUGGCCGAGCCGGCGGAUAUAAAGCCCGUGCCAAUUGUUCCUCCUAAGCCGAAGAAUUCCCAUAGAGUUGAACGUGUUGAUAUAUCACAAUUGGCCGGAACCUCUGUUAAUCCAAUAUCAUCGGUUUCUGUACCAUCUUGGUCGCCACAAGUCAACUUCACCAAGAAAGAAGGUCAGCACAUUUGUCCGGGCUGCGGUCGUGGCUUCAAUCACAUUGGCAAUAUGAAACUUCACUACAAAAUAAUACACGAAAAGGUGAAGGACUUCGCCUGCCGCUAUUGUCCCAAGCGCUUCGCCAAGGCGCAGUACCUGCGCAAUCAUGAAUAUAUACAUACUGGCGAAAAGCCUUUUGAAUGCAAGAUAUGCGGCAAACAUUUCCGUCAGGAACAGGUGCUGAAGACACAUUUGAAGGUGCACGACAAGCCGCCGAAACCACCAAAAGCCAAGAAACCGCCAAAGCCUUCUGUUAGUAAAGCAAAGGGACUGAAGGUUGAACUCAACAAAAAGCAACCAAAGAUUUUUGAGGAGUAUCAGGAUCCCGCUGCAGAACGUGCCGCAGCUACCGCUGCCUUGCUAGCUCAACAGAUGGAGGAGAAUGAGGCGAAGCGAAAGGCGGAAGAGGAAACCCGUAAGAUUCAAGAGGCCGCUUGCGAGCAGCUCAAUAGACUCCAAAGGCAAGUGCAGAGUGAGAAGGGCUCCUAUGAUAGCUACUAUGGACAAAAAGCUGAAGCUGAAGGCACUAGCAUUGAUUCUCUCAAAUUAGAUCAUGUAUAAAUUGAAGCGCUAUCCCAGUCCACUUAAAAACCUUUAUGAACUAUGCGAAUUCCUCGAAUGGUUACAUAUUAUAACUUUAUCUGCUUAAACAUUUCAAAUAUGUAUUACAAAGUGAAUUACUAAGUACGUGUUGAAUUGCACACUUACUCUAUAGGUAUAUCUUCUGACUAGCAUUCAAAUCACUAAAUAUUUUGACAUUUAGUAGCUUAGCGGAGCAAACAUCUUCUGGGAUUCAACCAGGCUCCUGAUAAGAAGGAAUUACAGGCCUGCUGCCGUUCUUACCGAACCCAAAAGCCACACAGAACUCAGAAGCCGGUUAAAAGAAUUAGAAUAUGCUGAUGUCCUUGGAAGACAACGCACUGGGUACAAUACUAAAAGUUGAAAAAACUGGAACCGCGCAGUCUACCAGCCCGAACCCUAACUGUCUGUGGCAUUAAAUUCAAAAAUCUGCACGAUAAAAGUACGCAAACAAUA